UGUGGGAGGAAAUGGAACAAACAAGCCGGUUCAUUCUUCCUCCUCCACCGGCACCUCUCCCUUCCCCUCCCCCUCCGCCUCAACCGGUGCGCCGCCUUGUGAUAUCAGUCGAAGGUAAUUGCCAAAACAAAAGGAAAAAUUACGAGAUUCUCAGCCCCAAUUCCUAUGGUAUGAUAAUUGAGCCACACCGGAGGAAGAAAAAUACAAAAAGAGAGAAAUGGGAGGAGGAGAAAGAGGAGAAUACAACGAUGAAAAAUUUAUGUUGAUAUCAAAUAGUGACAGAGGAGAAGACGGCGAUGGUGGCGAGGACUUGGAAGAUCAAGGCAUCACCAGUACGCCUAAUAGUCUCAGCAAAGGAGCAAGCGGCGGUGCUAUUAAGGAUCUCUUCCUCAAACACUUGGAUCGAAGCUUUCCCGCUCGCUGCCUCUCCAGUUUUAAGCGUCUGGAGAAGGAUACUAGUAGAGAUUUGUCCCCGCGUCCUCAUUCUCAUUCUCAUAAUCCCAAUCGUAAUCGUGACGAUUUUGGUGGACAUCAUGAUGAUGAUGUUCUCGGGGAUAGCGCACCUCCCGAGUGGGUUUUGCUUCUUCUUGGUUGCCUUCUUGGCCUCGCCUCUGGUCUCUGUGUCGCUGCUUUUAAUACAGGGGUUCAUGUUAUACAUGAAUGGGCUUGGUCUGGGACUCCUAAUGAGGGUGCUGCAUAUCUUCGUCUGCAGAGGUUGGCUGACACUUGGCAUCGAAUUCUUUUGAUUCCAGUCACAGGGAGUGUUAUUGUUGGGAUGAUGCAUGGCUUACUGGAGAUAUUAGACCAAAUAAGACAGACUAGUAUUACCAGUCCUUCCCACAGACAAGGUAUUGAUUUGGUUGCUGGAGUUUUCCCCACGAUAAAGGCCAUUCAAGCUGCUGUGACUCUAGGUACUGGUUGUUCUUUGGGUCCUGAAGGCCCUAGUGUCGAUAUUGGAAAAUCGUGUGCCAAUGGACUUUUGUUAAUGAUGGAAAACAACAGAGAAAGGGAGAUAGCUCUUGUUGCAGCUGGUGCGGCAGCUGGGAUUGCUUCAGGUUUUAAUGCAGCUGUUGCUGGUUGUUUCUUUGCUAUUGAAACUGUGUUAAGGCCACGACGUGCUGAAAAUUCUCCUCCAUUUACAACUGCAAUGAUAAUAUUGGCUUCUGUUAUAUCAUCAACUGUUUCAAAUGUCGUACUUGGUACACAAUCAGCUUUCACAGUGCCACCAUAUGAUUUGAAAUCUGCUGCUGAACUACCUUUGUACCUGAUCUUGGGCAUGCUCUGUGGUGUUGUAAGUGUGGCGUUUACUCGCUUGGUCUCUUGGUUCACCGAUGCAUUUGAGUUCAUCAAGGAAAAAUUUGCGCUCCCUGCUGUUUUUUGUCCUGCUUUAGGCGGUUUAGGAGCUGGGAUAAUUGCUCUCAGGUAUCCUGGGAUACUAUACUGGGGUUUCACAAAUGUUGAAGAAAUUUUACGUACUGGGAAAAGUGCUUCAGCUCCAGGAAUCUGGCUGUUAACCCAACUAGCAGUAGCCAAAGUCGUGGCUACAUCUCUGUGUAAGGGUUCAGGUCUUGUAGGUGGCCUUUAUGCACCAAGUUUGAUGAUUGGUGCUGCUGUUGGUGCUGUAUUUGGGGGUUCAGCUGCUGAAAUUAUCAAUUCAGCCAUUCCUGGAAACGCUGCUGUUGCUCAGCCGCAAGCAUAUGCAUUAGUUGGAAUGGCUGCUACAUUAGCUUCAGUUUGUUCAGUGCCAUUGACAUCAGUUCUCCUGCUGUUUGAGUUGACAAAAGACUACAGGAUAAUCCUUCCCCUCAUGGGAGCUGUUGGAUUAGCAAUAUGGGUUCCUUCUGUGGCCAACCAGACGAAAGAUACUGAAGCAUCUAAUAAACGAGCUUUGACAAGGGGUUAUUCUUCUCUCUCAAAUUCUGAAGACAUAAAUGAAGUCUGGAGAAGAACUGACGGUGGAGGUGAUCUAGAACUCUCUGUUGUAGAGAAUGCUUCUGAUUAUGAAGCAAUCACUCAAGAUUUGCUUUUGGAAGAUCUGAAGGUUUCUAGGGCCAUGUCAAAGAACUAUGUAAAGGUUUCAAUGUCCUCAACACUGAAAGAAGCUAUUGAUUGUAUGCAUAACAGCAAGCAGAAUUGUGUACUUGUGGUUGAUGAUGAAGAUUUACUGGACGGAAUUCUAACAUAUGGUGACAUUAGACAGUUGUCUAAUAAGUCUGAUGAAGAUGCUAUAGGUGAUUCAACAAUUACAGACGUAAAUACCUGUCUUGUUUCAUCCAUAUGUACCCGAGGGAUAAGCUACAGAGGUCAAGAUCGCGGGCUUUUGACCUGCUAUCCAGACACUGAUUUGGCAAUUGCCAAGGAGCUAAUGGAGGCCAAAGGGGUCAAGCAGUUGCCUGUUGUUAAGCGGUGUAGAGGCUCCUGGAAAGAAAGGAAGCGAAGAAUUGUUGCUGUCCUUCAUUACGAUUCAAUUUGGAGUUGUCUCAGAGAGGAGAUAGCUCGUAUAGAAAAGAAAGUAGUCUUGACACGAUAACUGAAAGUGAUCAUUGAUGUGGUGAAGCGCUCGUCAAAUUUCAAGUUCCUUUGGACCAUCCUGCAAAGAAAGAGACAUCAAGGUUUUGGAUGACGGCAUAUACAACUUUUAGUCCAGUGAUUUGGAAAUGAAAACAUACGCCAUAUUUGAAAUUGCCUAAGAUUAGUUAUAGCAAAUUGCAUUUUGUAUAUGGAAAUUAUUAGUUACAAUUAUUGUUAUUAAAAGAAAGAAAAAAGGGAAAGGAAAAAAAAAAUCUGUCAAUAGUUGAAUCCAAA
Manihot esculenta (cassava) is the source of this 2805-nucleotide messenger RNA. RefSeq names its product chloride channel protein CLC-f. Gene Ontology annotation, molecular function: voltage-gated chloride channel activity. NCBI's taxonomy places the organism in Eukaryota, Viridiplantae, Streptophyta, Magnoliopsida, Malpighiales, Euphorbiaceae. The record is from RefSeq and is a predicted model, not a curated record. Gene Ontology annotation, biological process: chloride transport; transmembrane transport. The transcript is spliced from 9 exons. Gene Ontology annotation, cellular component: chloroplast; Golgi apparatus; membrane. The coding region runs from base 218 to 2530 and encodes 770 amino acids.